Colletotrichum spaethianum is the source of this 813-nucleotide messenger RNA. RefSeq names its product putative oxidoreductase. Gene Ontology annotation, molecular function: oxidoreductase activity, acting on the CH-OH group of donors, NAD or NADP as acceptor. The record is from RefSeq and is a predicted model, not a curated record. Bases 1 to 813 code for a protein of 270 amino acids. The transcript has 6 exons. Lineage: Eukaryota; Fungi; Ascomycota; Sordariomycetes; Glomerellales; Glomerellaceae.
AUGGCUUCUUAUCUCGUGACCGGUGUAAACCGUGGCAUCGGUAUUUCUAGUGACACCGACAACGUUGUAAUUGGUACCGUCCGCAACAAGGCUUCCAUGGAGAAGAAACUCAUCGAUGAGCUUGCAAACCGACCCAAUAUACAUAUAGUGGAGGUUGAGAUGACCAUAUAUCAAGAAAAGAAGAUUGACACACCUAAAAUGAACUCCGUCGACAUUGUGUCCAAGAUCACGGGAGGGAAGCUCGAUUACAUUAUCGCCAACGCGGGAUAUAUCUCUGACUCGUCGGCAUACGACCCCAUCGGCAAGCUAGGAGACUCCCCCAAAGAACUUGAAGAGGACCUUUUGCAUUGUUUCAAGGUCAACGUCGUUGGCAAUAUUCACCUCUUCAACCUCUACAUGCCUCUAGUACUCAAAGGAAAUGUCAAAAAGGCCAUCACCCUCAGCUCGGGCAUGGCCGACAUUGACCUGAUCAACCAAUACCGGCUUGACGUCGCCGCUCCAUACUCUAUCAGUAAGGGGGCGAUGAACAUUGCAGUCAGCAAGUUCCACGCUCAGUACGCUGGAGAUGGAGUCCUCUUCAUGGGUAUCUGUCCUGGAAUGGUCGAGACUGGUCAUAACGACAAUUUGAGCCAGCAGCAGUUGGAGGGUGCCAUGCGAACGGCGGCAAUUUUCAACGAGUACGCCCCUGGCACCAAACCAAGGGCUCCAGAGGACUCUGUUGGAGAUGUUAUGAAGGUUAUCUACGAGUCUAGUCUCGAGAACGGUCGUGGAGGUGCCUACAUUUCUCACUUGGGAAACAAGAGAUGGUUGUGA